Molecule: messenger RNA, 7230 nt
Organism: Anguilla rostrata (American eel)
Lineage: Eukaryota; Metazoa; Chordata; Actinopteri; Anguilliformes; Anguillidae
Product: myotubularin-related protein 13-like
Exons: 42
Coding region: 185-5878 (1897 amino acids)
Cellular component (GO): membrane; cytoplasm
Molecular function (GO): guanyl-nucleotide exchange factor activity
Source: RefSeq, a predicted model, not a curated record
GUGGGCCGCCAGUGCGCUAAAAGAAGAACACGGUUUUGUGUUAGUAAACCGGGAGGCCCACGCCCAGGGUCACUCGCACAGCCGCACGCACGCGCAGUCACCUCAGUUGUGUCAAACAUGGCUGUGCUUUUGAGGAGAGAAAAAUGCUGAAUUGUCUCGGUAGAUUUCGUAAAAAGAACCAAACAUGGCGAGGCUGGCUGAUUAUUUGAUUGUCGUGGGAUACGAUCACGAAAAAGCUGGGUCAGGAGAAGGAUGCGGGAAGAUUAUCCAGCGAUUUCCGGAAAAGGACUGGGAUGGCACGCCGUUCCCGCAGGGUGUGGAGAUGUUCUGCCAGCCUGGAGGGUGGAAGCUAUCUCGAGAGAGGAAGCAGCCCUCCUUCUUCACCGUGGUGCUGACCGACAUCGACUCUGACCGCCACUACUGCUCCUGCCUCACCUUUUAUGAAGCAGAGAUCAACCUGCAGGGAUCAAAGAGUGUGGAGAUGGAUGGAGAGGAAGAGGAGGAUGAAGAAGAGAGUGGAUUAAUUCAGCCAGCUGAAGUUUUCACUCCCAAAAGUCUUGUUCUGGUGUCGCGGCUGGAUUUCCCAGAAAUCUUCCGGGGCUGCCUGGGCCUGAUCUACACCGUCUACAUUGACAGUCUGAGUUUCCCGCUGGAGGGUCUGGUGGCCAGCCUCUUCACGUGCCUGGUGCCACUGGCUGGGGGGUCCCAGAAGCUGUUUUCUUUGGGAGCUGGAGACCGGCAGCUGAUCCAGACCCCUCUGAACAACAAUCUGCCCGUCACAGGGAAGAGUGUAGCUCUGCUCUUUCAGCAGCUUGGGAUCCAGAACGUGCUGAGUUUGUUCUGCGCAGUUCUGACGGAGCAUAAGGUUCUGUUCCACUCCAUCAGCUACCAGCGCCUGGGGGAUGCCUGCCGUGCUCUGGAGGCCCUCAUGUUCCCUCUCAAAUACAGUUACCCCUACAUUCCUGUCCUGCCGUCCCAACUGCUGGAAGUUCUGAGUUCCCCCACACCAUUCAUUAUUGGAGUACACUCUAUGUUCCAAAGUGAAAUAUUGGACCUGCUAGACGUCAUCAUUGCUGAUUUGGACGGAGGAACCAUAAAGAUCCCAGAGUGCAUCCACCUGUCCCAUCUCCCUGAGCCACUGUUGCACCAGACCCAGACAUUGCUGUCCAUGGUCUUACAUCCAGACUUAGAAAUUGCAGACAAUGCUUUUCCACCCCCUCGCACAGCCUCAUCCAACGUCAAACUGCUGGAUAAGGAGGUGCGGUCAGUUUUCCUGCGGCUGUUCGCUCAGCUUUUCCAGGGCUACCGAUCCUGCCUGCAGCUAAUCCGCAUCCACUCUGAGCCGGUCAUACACUUCCACAAGACAGCUUUCCUGGGCCAGCGAGGUCUGAUUGAGAAUGACUUCCUCACCAAGGUGCUCGAGGGCAUGGCAUUUGCUGGCUUCAUCUCAGAACGAGGCCCACCCUACAGGGCCUGUGAUCUCUUUGACGAGUUAGUGUCCUUUGAUAUGGAGCAGUUUAAGCAGGAAGAGGAAGACCCAGUCAAGCUGCAGAAGUGCAUUCGCGAGGUCUCUGAGCAGCUUUAUAAAAACGAGAACCCCAACCCCCACAUGGCAUUCCAGAAAGUUCCCCGGCCGACGGAGGGGUCUCACCUGCGGGUGCAUGUCAUGCCCUUCCCCCUGCUAGAUGCAGGGCUUGUGGAGAGCCUGCUGCAGGAGGGCUUAGCCAAGCACCACACCCCCAGCACCUCCGCCCGGCCCGAGAAGAAGUGUGUGGUUCCUGACGGGCCACCCGUAGUGUCAAUCAUGGGGAAGAUGAGCUCAGUGUUCAACAGCGCGCGGAGGCUGGAGGUGGUGCGGAGCUGCAUUGAGUUCAUCUUUGAAAGCAAGACCCUGGAGACCGAGAAGACGCUCCCCGCCGCUCUCCGAGCUCUGAAAGGGAAGGCAGCAAGGCAGUGUCUGACAGAGGAGCUCAGUCAGCAUGUGCAGCAGAAUCGAGCUAUUCUGGACCACCAGCAGUUCGACUACAUCGUCCGCAUGAUGAACUGCGCCCUGCAAGACUGUUCCAGCUCUGAAGAGUACACUGUUGCUGCGGCACUGUUACCCCUGACAACAGCCUUUUACCGGAAACUGGCUGCAGGAGUCAACCAGUUUGCCUACACCUGUGUGCAGGACCACCCUAUCUGGACCAACCAGCAGUUUUGGGAGACAACAUUCUAUAGUGAAGUACAGAACCAGAUCAGGUCCCUGUACCUCAACACACCCGAGGAGAAGCCAGGGAUCACAGCCAUGUUGAAGGAGCGGGGUCCCCCCACCCAAGGCCCCUCGGACCCGGAGCGCACGGCCAUGAGCCUGGCAGCGGAGCAGCUGCGGGUGUGGCCCAACUUGGGAAAAGAGAAGCAGCUGGAGCUGGUGAAGAACGAGGAGAGCACGGUGUUCAGCCAGGCCAUCCACUACGCCAGCCUCAUGGUCUACCUGCUGGUGCCCCUGGACAGCAGCAAGAACAAGCUGCUCCGCCCCACCCCCGCCGCAGACUGGGAGAGCGGCAGCAACAGCAUCGUCACCAACAGCAUUGCAGGCAGCGUGGCCGAGAGCUUCGACACGGAGAGUGGCUUUGAGGACUCUGAGAACAGCGACAUCGCCAACUCAGUGGCCAGGUUCAUCGCCCGCUUCAUAGACAAGGUCUGCACAGAGAGCGGGGUCACUCAGGAGCACAUCAAAAACCUGCACAGCAUGAUUCCGGGAAUCGUUGCCAUGCAGAUGGAGACCUUGGAGUCAGUGCACCGGGAGAGCCGACGGCUCCCACCCAUUCAGAAGGCCAAGAUCCUGAGGCCCCUGCUGCUCCCGGGGGAGGAGUUUGUGUCUGAGGGUCUGCGCGUGGUCUUGGACCCCGAUGGGCGCGAGGAGGCCACGGGGGGGCUUCUUGGUGGGCCACACAUCCUGCCAGCAGAGGGAGCUCUCUUCCUUACCACCUACCGAAUCAUCUUCAAGGGCACCCCACACGACCCCUUGGUGGGUGAACAGCCAGUGAUCCGCAGUUUCCCGGUCUCCACUCUGACCAAGGAGAAGAAGAUCAACAUUCAGAACCAGCUCCAGCAGAACAUGCAGGAGGGCCUCCAGAUGAGGUCUGCCUCCUUCCAGCUGAUCAAAGUUGCCUUUGAUGAAGAGGUCAGUUCAGAGAUGGUGGAGAUUUUCAAAAAGCACCUUCAGAGGCUGCGCUAUCCCCAGUCCAUCUUCAGCAUGUUUGCCUUUGCAGCGGGACAGGCCGUCCCCCAGCUCGCACUCCCAAAACAGAAAGAGCGGAACACUGGGUUUCGCACCCUUUCUAAGACCCUGGUGAAAGGAGCAAAGAAAGCUGGGAAGAUAACAAUUGGCCGCCAGAACACGGCAAAAAAAAAUGAGAAGCGUAUGACCUGGAACGAGGAUGAUGACAUCUCUGUGUCGGAUGAUGGGGAGCAGCCGACCAGCAGCACCCUUAGGACCUCGGAGAAGUCCACCAUGGAGCAGCUGGUAGAACGAGCCUGUUUCCGCGACUACCAGCGCCUGGGCCUCGGCACCAUCACCGCCAGUUCCUCACGCUCCAAGAACGGCGAGCAGUUUCGAGUCACUGCUGUCAACCGACUGUACUCACUCUGCCGCAGUUACCCUGGGCUGCUGGUGGUGCCUCAGUCAGUUCAGGACAGCAGCCUGCAGAAGGUGGCACGCUGUUACCGACACAACCGCCUGCCCGUGGUGUGCUGGAGACACGCCCGCACCAAGGCCGUGCUGAUCCGUGCUGGUGGUUUUCAUGGCAAGGGCGUGGUUGGGCUCUUCAAAUCUCAGAAUCCCUCCUCUACUACUCCUGCAUCAUCCUCUGAGUCCUCCAGCAGUCUAGAGCAGGAGAAGUACCUUCGGGCCAUACUGAGUGCAAUUCCCAUCUACUUCAAAAUGAACGGCAGUAACACCCUCACAAACCGCUCUCUCAUUGGCUUGUCCCCAGGCAGUGAGAGGCGAACACCAAGGGUACCAAAGAUGGCUCCCGUCCACUUGGAUGUCCCCUUCUCCAACAGCUUUGCUAGAGGAGUGCUUGAGUACAGGGAUAAACUAUUCACUCACUCAAACCAAAAACCCACUGCUAAGGGGAGAGUCAACAGUCAAGGUGUGUGGGCAAGCUUGCGCUCCAGCAGUCGUUUCAGUCACCAUCCCACGGCUGCAGAGGUCGGCGCUCGGAUGGCUGGGAAGGACCUGGCGCCCCCUGCAGGCAGCGAGAGCCUGCAGGCCCAGCUGCAGAAACAGCAGGCCGCCUUCUACAUAUUCGGGGAGAAAUCCCACCUCAGGGGCUUCAAACUGGACGCAGCUCUCAACUGUGAGCUGGUGCCAGUAGACUUUGCCGACACACGGCAGGUAAAGAACGCAUUCAAGAAGCUGUUGCGGGCGUGUGUGCCGAGCUCCAGUCCACAGGACACCGAGGACACCUUCCUCAAGGCCCUGGAGGAGUCCGAGUGGAUCCUACAGCUUCACAAGAUCCUGCAACUGGCUCUGCUACUGGUGGAGCUGCUAGACAGUGGAUCCUCUGUGCUCCUCAGCCUGGAGGACGGCUGGGACGUCACUCCCCAGGUGGUGUCUCUGGUGCAGCUGCUGAGCGACCCCUUCUACAGGACCCUGGAGGGCUUCCAGGUGCUGCUGGAGAAGGAGUGGCUGUCCUUCGGCCACAAGUUCAGCCAGCGCAGCGCCCUGACGCCCAGCAGCCAGGGCAGCGGCUUCACGCCCAUCUUCCUGCAGUUCCUGGACUGCGUGCACCAGAUACACAAUCAGUAUCCCAUGGAGUUUGAGUUCAACCAGCAUUACCUGAAGUUCUUGGCCUACCACUACGUUUCAAACCGCUUCAAGAACUUCCUCCUGGACUCGGACUACGAGCGGCUUGAGCACGGGACAUUGUUUGAUGACAAGUUAGACAAACAGGCCAAGAAAGGGAUCUGCAUCUGGGAGUAUAUUAUCAGACUGCACCGGAGAAGCCCCCUCUUUUAUAACUACCUGUACAGUCCUUCUGAGUCUGAGCCGGUACUGAAACCUUGUGUCAGCGUGUCCAGUCUGUGUAAGUGGGACUACUUCACUGGGGAGACUUUGUCCACGGGUCCGACCUACGACUGGAGGAUGGUGGCAGGGAAGACAGAGGGCACCGAGGAGUCGGACACCAUCGCCGCCAGCAAGCGCAGGAUUGUGUGGCCCUGCUACAGCAGCGUGGGCCGCGCCCAGCCCGACGCCAUCACCAAGCUGCUGGCCGAAAUGGAGCGGCUAGAAGGGGAGCUGAAUCAGAGCCCUGAGCGCUGGCAGGUCACACUAGAGAGGGUGAAGGUCAGCAUCAAGGAGGAUCUCAAGCAGGAGGGCAAUCUCCGUAAGCAGUCCGUGUCCAUCUCUGGCCUGAUCCCCACCUCCAGCCUGCAGGCCUACCAGCGCCGCUCCAUGCUGCACCUGCCGGACAGCGGCCUGGGUGAGGACAGCAGCCCCACCGCCUCCAACGGCGUCAACAGGAGAGCCGCCACACUCUACAACCAGUUCACCCCCAAGAACGAGGAGAACAGGUCAUAUGAGGGUGUCCUGUUCAAACGGGGAGCAUUGCUUAAAGCAUGGAAGCCUCGAUGGUUUGUUUUAGACAUCACCAAACACCAGCUGAGGUAUUACGAUACGGGUGAAGAUACCAACUGCAAGGGUCACAUUGACUUGGCAGAUGUGGAGUCUGUCUUGCUUGCUGCCCCCACAAUAGGAGCACCCAAACACAUCAGUGAGAAGGCCUUUUUCGACCUCAAGACGACCAAACGCGUGUACAACUUCUGCGCUUCAGAUGCUCCCAGCGCCCAGCAGUGGAUGGACAAGAUCCAGAGCUGCAUCUCCGAUGCGUGACCGCACCCCGACCACACCCUGACCGCACCCCGACCGUGCCCCAUCCGCACCUCGACCGCACCCCGGCCGCGCCCCAGCCCCAGACCGGAUAUGGCAUGGUGUCAGACAGGUCUUCCACACCAUGCCCUGGAGAUCCCCACCCCCCCCAUGCUUCCACUCCAGGGCCUGUACCCACUCAGAGAACUUGAGCUUAACUCCCAGCAGGGUUGACACAACACUCGUUUAUCUCAUUUUAAAAUCAAAUUUUACUCUUGUGACACCGUUUGCCAUUAAAACUGUGGAUUUAAAUGUAAAGUUAGAAAAAUAGACUAUUUAAUUGUUUGAGGAAAAGACCAAUUUAAGUAUGCAUUGCUGCUUAUAAAUUACAGAAGUGUGAACAUCCAAAAACUGUUGAAGCUUGUCAGAAAUGCACUAAGGAACAAGGCAAUUUAUUUGCACUUAAGCCUAUAAUAAGCAUUCCAUAUAACUUAAAUACACCAGCCAGGCAAAAAGCUGUUACUUUAUAAAUAUGUACAUAUGACCUGAGCGGUUUUCCUUCAUAAAUAAAAAAGAAAUUGCACUCCAAAAGCUCUGAAUAUUUCCUGACAUUUUGAACCUCUCUAACAAAUUUUUUUCUUUUAUAUUUAAACAUGCAUUUGUGAAAGGUUUGUGGUUAACAUUUGUCUUGUCCUUGUUGUGUAAAUUAAGGUAAUAUUAAAUAUGUAACUUGUAUUUGUCAAAGCAUGGUCAACUAUUUGUUGGAUUACAUAUGUAAAUAUCUCAUUCUGUGCCAUUUUAUACUUUUUUAUACAUUUGUAUUGAACAUCUUGUUUUUAUCAAACAAAAUUAAACAUAAGUACAUUUUUUGCUAUUUUUAUUCUCUUAUUUUAUGUCCUGACAUUAUGGACGCAGUGAUUUCUGUUUGUGCUGAGGCUGAGCUCUAAUGUUUAGUAUGAAGAGGAGUAGACUCACGCAUUGAAGGCCCGUUCUUUGAGAAAUUGCUCCUCUGCUGUAAGUUGACACUGGUUUGAAGAGGCGGUGGAGAAAAAAACUGCCAUCUGAAAGUUGUAUUAGAGACUUGUUACUUUUAUAAAAAUGGACCUAAUAUCAAUCUGAAAUAAAUGGAGUACUUGAAGAUUAUUCCAGCCUAUAAAAUGACAUUUACCUGUAAAUUGAAGAAUCCGUGUCAUUGGUUGGGAAAAACAAAACAAUGUGCAAAAUGAGACAGUGUUUGUCUUAUGUCAAGUCAAUGGUGUGGACCUUGUCUACUAUUGUAUCGUGUGAUGACUCAAGGAUAUCUGUUCUGUUCACCAAUCUGGUGAGGAAAUCUUGAGAUAUGUUAAUUAAACAAUCGUUCUGCCCCAUUCCUCUUC